Lithohypha guttulata is the source of this 4314-nucleotide messenger RNA. RefSeq lists its product as uncharacterized. The transcript is spliced from 2 exons. The record is from RefSeq and is a predicted model, not a curated record. The coding region runs from base 1 to 4314 and encodes 1437 amino acids. Lineage: Eukaryota; Fungi; Ascomycota; Eurotiomycetes; Chaetothyriales; Trichomeriaceae.
AUGGCAAAGCUUUCCAAGGAUAGAGCUGUUACCUCGCAACAAGACAGCUCUCACUUGAGUACUCCUCUGGUGAGCCGACCUCCUCCAGCCACAAAACCCAACUCGAUGCUACCACCAAAGUCGCGACCGAAUACAGUACCGAGCAAGCGACCACAACCCAACAAUGCGGAGGGGAGUCCUGCGGUAGGAUCGAAUCAGAAGAAACGCAGGCGACGUGGAAGAAAGUCUAGCUCAAGAGGAUCGUUCAGCGAAAAUGCUACUACAGCUAGUGAAGAUACUGCUACCACCCGGAGCACGAGGUCUCUUGGUAAAGAUGCUCAACCAAAGGGCUUCUCCGUGAUAAAUCCAGCUCUCAAUGAACUCCGCCAGCAAACAUUGCGCGACAAGGAGCCGGAGAUGUUUGGUGAGUAUGCAAUGAGCGUCGCUAGUGAAUCCGAGACGGAUGCAGCAACACCUGUUCCUUCACGCAAACGCAAAUCAAGCCCACCCCUCAGCGUAAAUUAUAGAGCAGCUCAGAAAAAGCCCGCAGACAAUCAGAAUGAAGCUCUCGUUAAAGACAUACCUCAUCCUGCAGUCAAACCGCAAGUCAUUUCUGAUGUGGCCUCUUCAAUACCAGUGGUGUCCGAGAGUCCAAGUGUUGAAAUUACGUCUCAACCUGCCCCUGUAUCAAGAAAGCAACCCCAGAAAUUGUCCAGCAACAGACAUCCAUGUCCUCUUCGGGCGGAGCAUAAUUGCACACGAACUUUCGCCGACCUUGAAAAUGCCCAGCGUCAUGCUCGGGUGCAUAGCCAAUCUCUGACUUGUCACAUCUGUCAGAAGACUUUGUCACGAAAAGACAAGCUCAAAGCACAUCUUAAAAACGUCCACACCCCUGAAGAAAGAGCUGCUGCCUCAAAUCAAACAAGUGCGGGUGGCCAGCUUGUGGCCAAUAACGGCACCAAUGGCACCUCGACCACUUCGCUGGUCGCAAAUGGCAGCAAAGAGGUUGAGCACUCGCCUUCCAAAGACGAGAGUAUCAGAUCAGAUCCAUCGCGUGAUGUGCCCGUUAGCACCGUUGAGCUUGCCGGUGAAGUUACCGAUGCCGAGUCUGAGACUGAGACAGAUUCUGGUAAACAAGAGACACACUCCGAAAAAACAAGAGACACCACUGUUUCCUCAGUAGCGACGAAUCGUGCCUCACAAGAGGAGUCCAGCCAGGAUGCAUCGAAGCAGGAUUCACCGGAGAUGGAGGACGAUGCCUCUCCUAUAAACUCCACUAUUCCUGAUAUGCCUAAUUCAUCUUCUGCCACUGAUAGGUCAUCUUCCGUAACCAAGCUGUACAAUACUACCUCGGCGUCAUCCAAGGCCAUCAACGGCGUCAAAAGAAAAAGGCAUACGUCGUCAUCAACGGCUUCGGGGUCGAAUUCAGAUAGACCAAGCAAACGCCCAAGAUCGGAAACCACACCAUUGCCGGGCAACAAUUUGUCCAAUGCUAAUCAAGAAUCCGACACGAACCACUCGUCACCAGCAGAAGCCAGUACAAGAUUGCAGAACCAACCAUCCUCCGCGGUAAACCAACAAAGUUUGCAAAGCAAGGCCGGCUCGACUAUCUCCGUGGCUCAACCUAAAGAACGUAAUAUCCGCACUUCAUCCUCUUGUAGUAAUAGCACAGCACACGAGGGUGGUUUGCAGGAUGGAAACACGGAUUCGGAAUCAUCUGUGCAAUCCGACGCUGAGGCUUCAGAGGCAGAAGAUAAGACACGAAGACUUAGCACCAAAAAGAAACGGCUUGUUGGAAACCUCAACAAUGCCUUGUCGCGGCGUCAAUCGUCGUUCGACAGCCAUGUUGAGCGCUCUGAGACUGGGUCGAAUCAUACAAAUGCAGGCACGUCAAGUCGGAAGGAAUUGACUAUCAAUGUGCCUCAUCCUCCUCCUCCUAAGAAACAUAAGUUUCUACCUGCUGCUACCAGACACCCUACUGCAUCUGCCCAGCAACCGGAAAAGAGACGGCCUAGCCCAACCUUAACACAAAAGGGCAAAGAAGCUGCUGAUCAGCGAAGCAUGACUAGAGAGGCUUUCGAGAACGAGAAAGCAGAUCGAAAGGCGGCUAAGUCAAAUACAGCAAAGGCAACUGCCACCUCGUCACCUAAGCCUAAACGGAAAGUGAAGGACAAGGGUCUGUCGGCUGUGAGUGCAUCCGCUGCCAACAAAGAUAGCAAGUCUAUCGAGGAAUUACAGCAAACCUUGGAUGAAGAGAAUGAUGACACUGACCACGAGCCUAAUACAGGACCAAAUGUUCGUCACAAAGCAACAACCGUAGCUCGACGGACCGCAAGCUUGUCAUCAAACAAGAAAAAGAGUGCCACCAUUCGCAGCGAGUCUAGCGUCAACAACAAUUCUGUUGCGGUCAGCAGCGAUGAUUCUGCCUCUGAGGCAUUCAGCAAAGAUCGAAAAAACACCCGCCGUCCACCUAACUCAGAGUACAACUUCAAAGAGCUGGCGAAAAUAGGUGAAACAGGAAGGAUGAGUGACGAGGAAGUUCAUAUUCUGCUCUCUUGGCGAGACUCAUUCUGUGAGGAGCAUGGUUUGUCUCACCAUGAGUUUAAUGAAAUGAUGGAAGUAUCUUGUCAUCGAGGCACAACUAGUUGGCGCUACAACUUCAUCAAUAAAGAUGAGUUCAUGAGACAAUACUAUGAUCAGCUACCACAUCGCAAUCGUCGGUCUCUGCUUCGCUUUCGUGAACGCCGUUUUCAGAACGUUGAACGAGGAAGCUGGACAGAGGACGACAAUAAAGAGCUUCGACAGCUUGUCGCACAAUUCGGACCAAAGUGGGUUGAGAUAGGCAGGAUGAUGGGUCGGACUGCGGAUGAUGUAAGCCAGCGUUGGCGGCACAGACUAAAUUAUGGCCAUGAAAUGCGCUCAGGCGAAUGGACUGAUGACGAGAUGCAGCAACUGGAGAAUGAAGUAGAAGCUUUUGCGGUUUCUAAGAACACGACUACCGACGAUACAGAUCUAGUUAUCCCUUGGCAGGCCAUCAGCACAAAACUUGGUAAUGGCAGGACUGCACAACAAUGUGCGAACAGAUGGAGACUUAGUACGACAAAACUGGUUGGCAGUACGUACGUGAAAGUUCCCCAUAGCGGUCGUAUCCCUAAGUCUGUCACCAAGGCACCGAGAACACCAAGCAAGAUGGAACAACGUCUAUCUGGCCACAAGAAAACCUUCAAGUCAAAAGCAAGGAUUGGAGACCGGUCGAGCUCGGCUAGAUCGCAACCGAACGAUCGGUAUAAGUCUGCGGAGCGUAUUGUGGAAUCAGAUGAGUCAGAAGAGGAUGUUAAUGAUGAGGAUACCAAGGAUGAGGGUGAUGCCAGAAACGAGGACUCCAGUCCAGAAGACGAAGCAAAUCAAGGUUCUCGUCAAUCGGAGCAGUCAGACACAGAUGCUGAAGAAGCAUCGCCAGCCAACCAGGAAGACGAUGAACAAUCGGACGAUGGUUCAGACCUUAUAGAGGUCCAGGAGUCGUCUCCUCAGCCGCGGCCGUCGAGUGCAAGACUCUCACAAAAAAGCAAGCCUAGAUUUACGGCAAAGAUGAUGCCACCUCCAUCUCCUCCUAAUCGACCCCAGCAAAGUGCCGAUAAAGACACCCAAGAACUCAUAGUACAAAAGUCAAAUCAAUCAACUCCUGUCAAAUCUCGGAAUCCAUUUCAAGGUGUCAAGCCUCAAGGCAAUCAGCCGAGUCUCUCCCAGGUAUUUGCAGACACCCAAGCUCAGUCUAGUCAGCGAACUAUAGGUGGACGUUCUGUCAGAUCCCGUGUUCCUGAUAGCAUUGCUGAGCGACCUAGUCCAGAUACAAGUAUUCGGCAUCGACCUCUUUCGUCACAAUCAAAGCAGGCGGAGUCCGACAGCUCUGAAGAAGAUACAGAGGAGGACGAGUCUGAAGGUGCUGAUGAUGAACUCAAGAGUCCAAACUCUUUCAGAUCUGCUAGGGAACAGUCUGAAGGGUCCAAACAUGAGGUCGAUGGAACAACCAAGGACAACUCGAAGCAAGGUCAGGAUACUCCGUCGAACUCUGAGAGUAGCAGUGACCCAGACAAUUCUGGUUCUUCAUCCUCGGACGAAGACAACGCUGCUCCAAACAAUACCAACGGGCUAUCACAGAACGCGUUCUGGACUGCAGUCAACUCCUUCACCAGCAGGUUCAUACCUGGCAGUCAGCGAAGCAUGACAGAAACACAGAAGGACAAUAUGCGAAAGAACAAAAGAAGAUCUCUUGCUGACGCAUUGAACCAGAGACAUGAUGAAGACGAGAGUGAUGAGGAUAGUGAUGAUGGAUGA